This is a messenger RNA of Racocetra persica, 554 nucleotides long. NCBI's taxonomy places the organism in Eukaryota, Fungi, Glomeromycota, Glomeromycetes, Diversisporales, Gigasporaceae. The record is from the annotation of a GenBank genome assembly.
ACUAAAAAAUCCUGUUAAUACAAUUGCUACUCAGACUGAAAAUCUUGUUAAUACAAUUGCUAUACAAACUGAAUCUAAUGUUAAUACAGUUGCUACUCAAACUAAAAAUUUUGUUAAUACAAUUGCUACACAAACUGAAUUUAAUAUUAAUAUAGUUUCUACUCAAACUGAAAAUUUUAGUAAUACAAUUGUUAUACAAACUAAAUCUACUAUUAAUACAGUUGUUACUCAAACUGAAAUUAUUAUUAUACAAUCUAAUGAAAUUCAAAUAGAGCAAACAAAUAAACAAAUAUUAAAAAUUAAAAAUUAUACUAAAGAAGAAUUAAAAACUGCAAUUAAGCAACAAUUAAUAGAAAAUAAAUAUCAAUAUACAACAAAAACAAUACAAAUAGUAACAAAAGUUUGUCAAAUUGGUAAAAUGUCAUAUAGAUCUGCUGUAGAAUAUACUAAAGCACAUAGAGAUGUUGCAAAAUUUUAUUCCAAUCAACAAUCUAAUAUAAUUGAAAAUUCUAAAUUUUCAGCUUAUGGAAUAAUGGCUAAUGAAUCUAAACGAG